CAUCCUGCACUCAUGGAGAUCAUUUGCAUAUGGUGGGAAGAGGAAUAAAAGUUGAUUUUCUGUGCAUCGGACAAGUUAAAAGAAAGAAAAAAGGGCCACUUCAGGAGCCCCGUAAGCACAUAAAAAGCAUUAAUCCAAAGAGAAACUGAAAGUAAAGAGGGACGGGGAGAAGAGGCAAAGGAGCUGAGAAGACUUGAAAGACAAAAAGACUGAUAAAGACCAGGGUGAAUCUGAAGCGAAGACAAUCUGAAAACUUACAGACAUGUCUAAAGCCUGUACCCUGAAGAUUAGCCUUGCCAACAAGGAAAAGGUCGAUGAAUUCUGCACAAAUCUUAAUAACCAGGCCCAAAGCUUUCUAUCAGAGUUUAUACCUGAGAAGAUUCAUUAUCUGGACAACCUUCUAAAGAGCGAUGUGUUUAAUAUCAAUGACCUGACAUCACUUCAUUCUGAAUUAAACAUUCCGAUUCCUGAUCCCCCGAAUCCUGAGGCAGAGGAAACAAAAAUGGAAACUGACAAAGAAGAAAAGAAAGCUCCAAAAUGUGGAUUCUUGAAAGAGAAUGAGAAGCUUCAGAAAAUACUAAAUAUUGUCCUACCUGAGAUACGAACCCUGAGAGAGAGAUGCGCAUUGAUUAUCACUUGGAUCAAUCACCUAAUUCCAACAAUUGAGGAUGGAAAUGAUUUUGGGGUAUCAGUCCAGGAGAAGGUAUUAGAACGUGUCACAGCUUUAAAAACUAAAGUGGAAACUUUGCAGACCAGUAUCUCCAAGUAUCUUACAGAGAGAGGAGAUGCUGUUGCUAAAGCUUCUAAAGAGACACAUGUGAUGGAUUACAGAGCUCUGGUUCAUGACAAAGAUGAAGGUGCAUUUGUAGAUCUUAAACUAGCUCUGAUUGAUGUGAGGAACAUUUACAUUGAAAUAUUUGAUAUAAUUCUGAAGAAUUUUGAGAAAAUAACCAACCCUAAAGGAGAAGAUACAAAUACAAUGUACUAACUUUAGUAUCUUACCUGGUAUCUGGUACUACACAACUCAUCGUUUUCCUUCGGAUCCUCAGAAUUAUAUUUCCCUCUGCACUCAGUACAGCGAAGUUGUAACAAUAAAAUAAGAAGGCAGUGGUCCUUUGUUUCCUUUCA
Messenger RNA from Bufo bufo (common toad), 1128 nucleotides. It is a transcript of the gene PSME2, whose product is annotated as proteasome activator subunit 2. Gene Ontology annotation, molecular function: endopeptidase activator activity. The transcript is spliced from 12 exons. Gene Ontology annotation, biological process: positive regulation of endopeptidase activity; regulation of G1/S transition of mitotic cell cycle; regulation of proteasomal protein catabolic process. Gene Ontology annotation, cellular component: nucleoplasm; proteasome activator complex; cytoplasm. The coding region runs from base 263 to 988 and encodes 241 amino acids. The record is from RefSeq and is a predicted model, not a curated record. Lineage: Eukaryota; Metazoa; Chordata; Amphibia; Anura; Bufonidae.